This is a messenger RNA of Haliotis rufescens (red abalone), 3209 nucleotides long. RefSeq names its product probable methyltransferase-like protein 24. The record is from RefSeq and is a predicted model, not a curated record. Bases 146 to 1036 code for a protein of 296 amino acids. The transcript has 6 exons. NCBI's taxonomy places the organism in Eukaryota, Metazoa, Mollusca, Gastropoda, Lepetellida, Haliotidae.
GUUUGAACUGGGUUGGUGACACACCCACGCCUGAACUGGGUCAAACACUGAGCUGAAUAGUCAGGCCAACACGGAGGUACAUCGGUCCAUAUAGACGUACACGCCCAGUCAAGUCAGUUACUGUGCCGGGUGCACCAGGUAAAACAUGGCGUCAAGGACCAAGCAGUGGAUAGUGCUCGUCGUGGCCUUUGUGGUGGCAGCGGUCGUUAUUCAUGAUAGAUAUACACCCUAUACCAACGUUGGAUACCAAAAGGACAGUAUCAUCCAAAUGAUUUCAACAGAAGUGGAAAAUCAGCUGCAAAACCGACAACAGAACAGAAAAACUGGGAAGGAUCCCUUAAGGAUAACGGAGUGGUGGCAAGCCUCGUCCCUCUUGAAGUGGGACUGGGAGAAGCCACCGGAGUAUCUGUGUGGGGAGAUGGUGAAAAAAGGCAACUGGCACGUCUGCAUGGACAAACUAUUUAAUAUCAAGCCACCUUGUCUCGUGUAUUCAUUUGGUAUCUGGAACGACUUUUCGUUUGAUGACGCGAUGGGGAGACUUGGCUGUGAAGUUCACUCUUUUGAUCCAAGUAUUGGAAAGAAGUCCCACAACAGGAGCGACAACGUCCACUUCCACGAUAUUGGCCUCUCCGGGACGGAUGACGACAUGUUUGUCCCCACUAAAAACAUCUACGUUAACAAGACAACGACAUGGAAGGUCCGACGUCUCGGUACUAUCAAGGCGAUGCUGGGACACGCCGAUAAGCACAUCGAUUACCUGAAGAUGGACGUAGAGUCCAGUGAAUGGCCGGCUCUGAAGGACGUGGUGAGAUCGGACCUUCUCUCCGCGGUCCGGCAGUUUGGUAUUGAGUGGCACUUGUUCUCGGCCUAUCCCAGCAAACACCAGUACGUCGGCUUCUAUAAAACUGUCAUGGCAAUAAAGGAAACAGGGUUUCGCACUAUAAGAUCUGAUUUCCACAAAAAGAACUUCCGAGAAAGAGGCUGGCGUCUCCAGGCAGAUGUAAAUUACGUCAAUACGUUGUAUACAGAUUUAUGAAUGUUGCACACUUGCUUCAAUUCCUUGUAUACAGAUUUGUCACUGCCAUUUCUUGCUUCUGUAUACACUAUUUUAACUCAGUCACGCUAUUGCUUCAAAGGCACUUAAAAACUCCAUUAAUACUUUUUGGCCCGUAGGCGUUCAGUGUGGAAAUGUAUCAUUUAGACACAGCCGUGUUGUCGGUGCGACUGAAACACUGACCACAUGGGCUGGUCGGUGUUGAUUGACUCCCGCAACAGACGCGCGAUAUUGCACAUAAUGUUCCCAACACUGACGCUAGCAAUGUAUUUGGGCGGGGAGAACGCACAUCUCUGGUUGAACACACACCAAUUACAUCUACCUAUCUAUCCAUCCAUCCAUCCAUCCAUCCAUCCAUCUAACACAUAGCAUCGUGUCUCAAUCUAACAAUCGCUGGCUCACACAGGACAGCACACAGCAGAUGUAAUGCAGCAUAAUGCAGCUCUCGUCCAAGCUGGUAACUGAUUAAUCUGAAACAUAGCUGUGAUUAUGUGAGUGAGUGAGUAUGGUUUUACGCCGCUUUUAGCAAUAUUCCAGCAAUAUCACGGCGAGGGACACCAGAAAUGGGCUUGGCACAUUGUAACCAUGUCGGGAAUCGAACCCAGGUGUUCGGCGUGACGAGCGAACACUUUAACCACAUGACUACCCCACUGCCCCGCUGUAAUUAUGUGUAACAUAUUGUUACAUUACGUUGAAUAUAAAUAUUCGUAAUUGACUGAAUAUCCUUGGUCGUUUGAAAUCAACGAUGUCUUCCAAGUUUAUCUUGGAUGAAUUCAGUUGUACGCAAACACAUUCAGAUCCACUUACAGGGGUGUUCCCUGCAGAGGGCACUUCUAAGGGUAUCUUUUACAGGCGCUUCAGGGACUAUGUUGUGUACUGAGAACAUCCCCUGACUCGGCCACGCCACCUAUUUAUGACAAUUGUAAGAGAUUGCAUCCAUAGAUUCCAGCAGACGUUGGUAGACGGGCAUAGCACGUAGUGAAAUAAUGUGCUCAUUUUGUAAUACCAAUGACCUCGAUGACGGGUAUUGCUUGAUGCCAAUAAUGGCAUUUUGCAAAUUGUAGAGGAAUUCUGUAUGACCACACUGACUGCUGAUAACUAUGUGGGAUUAAUCCUGUGAGUAACAUUCACUCAGGAUGUUUUCAAACCCACGGAAUAAGAUGUAUUCGAUGUCGAUCCGAUGCCAUCAUCUGUAAUUUUGGACAAAUAUUCGUCCAAGUCAUUUAAAUAACAAGAAAACAAUUUUGGACAGAAAACUUCCUAUAAACAAAACAUUUUUGUUUUUUGUAACUCUUAAAGAUUAUGGCAGAAAAAAAACUACGCCUAAAACCUUAACGUGGUUCUGAAAACAAACUGUUUGUUUCGAAAUAUUCGCCAAUUAUAUUGCUGACAACUGAAGCAACCAAUUUUCCAAUACAACUAGCUUGUAGCCAAACGAGUUCACAUUUUUCCCCUCGUUCACUCGCGUAGUAGACAGAUUAUUGUAUCUCAGAUAUUUACAAAUAGUUAAUGACUGGAUAUAUUCACUGGAGUGAGGAACAUUUCAUGGACUGUGUCUGUUCUAUUAUUUGCUUCCAGUCAGUAAACUGUGCCUCACCAACGCAUUUUGGGUAGCGGAUUGAAAAUGAAUGUGCGCGUGUUUUAACUGAAUAUUGUUUUACGUCAGAAGCAUGUUGGUCGAUGUUUGGUUAGUCUCUCCCAAGUCGUCGUCGAGCAGGCGAUGUUCAUCUUUUCAGCAUAACUCUCCAGUCCUAUACUGACUGAUUUCAUGUGGGUGAUGCACAAUGUUCGGGUGUGGUAUUCCAUUGUGGUAAGGGACCGGCCACUUGAUAUUGGGGUGGUGGUGGGGGGAUGAGUGUGUGUGUGUGUGUGUGUGUGUGUGUGUGUGUGUGUGUGUGUGUGUGUGUGUGUGUGUGUGAGAGAUAUUUUUUCAGCUACAUCAAGCAGACAUCUUUUAAUUAAAGCUGAUGAGCCUGAAUAUUCUUUUUUUCAAAACUCUGAAGCACAACAGUAUUUUUUCAAGGCAUUAUAGGACAACCUUUUCUAGGGUCCCACCUCUACCCCCGAAUAUUAAGGGUCGGUCCCUAUAUUUGAAUAUUUUUGUUUUGUAUGUAAACAGGUAUUUAUGUCAUAUUAAAGGUGAAGUGAAAUCUUG